This is a messenger RNA of Equus quagga, 2509 nucleotides long. RefSeq names its product anaphase promoting complex subunit 7 (gene ANAPC7). The transcript is spliced from 12 exons. The coding region runs from base 330 to 1826 and encodes 498 amino acids. Gene Ontology annotation, biological process: cell division. The record is from RefSeq and is a predicted model, not a curated record. Lineage: Eukaryota; Metazoa; Chordata; Mammalia; Perissodactyla; Equidae. Gene Ontology annotation, molecular function: protein binding.
CCGCGGCCUUGCCGGGCAGGAUGAAUGUGAUAGACCACGUGCGAGACAUGGCGGCCGCGGGGCUGCACUCCAACGUGCGGCUCCUCAGCAGCCUGUUACUUACCAUGAGUAAUAAUAACCCACUGGCCCUGAGCUAACAUCCGUGCCCGUCUUCCUACAUGACUGUUAACACUUAAUGAAGGCAGUGCAGUCCUGUGUGCAGUAAGCAUUCACACGUCUUUUGAACGUGUGAGUUAUUCUCCCCAUCUCAGAAGUACCAGCUUUUGGUGUAUCACGCAGAUUCUCUCUUUCAUGAUAAGGAAUAUCGGAAUGCUGUGAGUAAGUAUACCAUGGCUUUACAGCAGAAGAAAGCCCUAAGUAAAACUUCAAAAGUGAGACCUUCAACUGGAAAUUCUGCAUCCACUCCGCAAAGUCAGUGUCUUCCAUCUGAAAUUGAAGUGAAAUACAAAAUGGCUGAAUGUUAUACGAUGCUAAAACAAGAUAAAGAUGCCAUUGCUAUACUUGAUGGGAUCCCUUCAAGACAAAGAACUCCCAAAAUAAACAUGAUGCUGGCAAACCUGUACAAGAAGGCCGGUCAGGAGCGCCCUUCAGUCACCAGCUAUAAGGAAGUGCUCAGGCAGUGCCCAUUAGCCCUCGAUGCCAUUCUAGGUUUGCUCUCCCUUUCUGUAAAAGGUGCAGAGGUGGCAUCAAUGACGAUGAACGUGAUCCAGACUGUGCCUAACUUGGAUUGGCUCUCUGUGUGGAUCAAAGCAUAUGCUUUUGUGCACACUGGUGACAACUCAAGAGCAAUCAAUACCAUCUGUUCACUAGAGAAAAAGUCCUUAUUGCGAGAUAACGUGGACCUACUGGGAAGCCUAGCAGAUCUGUACUUCAGAGCUGGAGACAAUAAAAACUCUGUCCUCAAGUUUGAACAGGCACAGAUGUUGGAUCCAUAUCUGAUAAAAGGCAUGGAUGUAUAUGGCUACCUCCUGGCGCGGGAAGGGCGGCUGGAGGAUGUGGAGAACCUCGGUUGCCGCCUUUUCAAUAUUUCUGAUCAGCAUGCAGAACCCUGGGUGGUCUCUGGGUGUCAUAGCUUCUAUAGCAAACGCUACUCCCGGGCCCUCUAUUUAGGAGCCAAGGCCAUUCAGCUUAACAGUAAUAGUGUUCAAGCUUUACUACUUAAGGGAGCAGCACUCAGAAACAUGGGCAGAGUCCAAGAAGCAAUUAUCCACUUUCGGGAAGCUAUACGACUUGCACCUUGUCGCUUAGAUUGUUAUGAAGGCCUCAUCGAAUGUUACUUAGCUUCCAACAGUAUUCGUGAAGCAAUGGUAAUGGCUAACAACGUUUACAAAACUCUAGGAGCAAAUGCACAGACCCUUACCCUUUUAGCCACCGUUUGUCUUGAAGACCCAGUGACACAGGAGAAAGCCAAAACUUUAUUAGAUAAAGCCCUGACCCAAAGGCCGGAUUAUAUUAAGGCAGUGGUGAAAAAAGCAGAACUACUUAGCAGAGAACAGAAAUAUGAAGAUGGAAUUGCUUUGCUAAGGAAUGCACUAGCUAAUCAGAGUGACUGUGUUCUGCAUCGGAUCCUAGGAGAUUUCCUUGUAGCUGUCAAUGAGUAUCAGGAAGCAAUGGACCAGUAUAGUAUAGCACUAAGUUUGGACCCCAAUGACCAGAAGUCUCUAGAGGGGAUGCAGAAGAUGGAGAAGGAGGAGAGUCCCACGGAUGCCACUCAGGAGGAGGAUGUGGACGACAUGGAAGGGAGUGGGGAAGAAGGGGACCUGGAGGGCAGCGACAGUGAGGCGGCCCAGUGGGCUGACCAGGAGCAGUGGUUCGGCAUGCAGUGAGGCUGGCGGAAGCUCCGUGGCCACACUGGCCUGCCCUGCUCUGAGCGCUUCCGUGGACUGAAGGAGCCCGUAGGAGCCUGCUCUCUGGGAGGACAAUGAUUCAGCAUGUGAUUGCAGCAGGGGUCUCUACCCCUUUGCUCCGUAUUUCUAGUAAUGACUUUGUUUUUAAAAACUGAGCCUGACCAACCUUCCACAUAUCUCCAUCCUCCCUUGCUCCAGCCAGGGAGGACUGAGUGAGCACUCUGGGAGGCCACCAGAUGUGCCCAGUGUUCUGGGACAGAGUGCUUUUUAUACAACUAAUUUCUACAUCUGAAAACUCAAGGAAUAGGUAGUGUUUUGUCUGUGAUGUUGUGGAUGGGUUUAAAAGAGUGACCAGUCAACCAGAGCAAGUGUGACAUCUGCCAAGUCAGAUAGCAGCACGAGCUGGCCCUUUCAGAGAGGGUUUCCUGUCCCAGAAGUCAUCGUCCUGGGCUGUCCAAACUUCCCUAGUAACCUUGCUUCCUUCUGCAAUGUUAGUAAUGCCUUAAGCCGACAGUUGCUAUUUUGCAGAACAAUUUUCCAACUUGCUAAUCUCGUAACUUGUCUAUGAGCCUGGGCUGGGUCUGAGAAACAGGUGUGACCUAGAGCAUGAACAGAGGCACACUUGGGGUAAUUAACUAAUAAAACUGUUUUUUGUACAGUAA